AUGGCACCGAAGGGAGUGAAGGGAGUGCAGGGCAAGUUCGCCAAGGCCAAGGCCAAGGCGGCGAUGAAUAAGAAGCCUGCGGCAGCACCACCGAUUCGCCAGAGGCCUUCGGCAGCGGACGUCAGCGAGUUGGAGGGUCCCGUGCCCACCCCUGCCGACAGGCGGAAGUUCAUGCAGAUCGUGAAAGCAGGAGGUGCCCACCAAGCGAUCUUGGACGACAUCAGGAACAUCCAGGAUCUCGGAUACGGCAAGAACAAAAUGUCCAGACUGAACAAAAAGAUCAGCGCGUGGGUCGAGCAGGGCUUCGACCAUCCCACCUUCCAGGACACCAUCCAGUACAGUGAGAGCAAGAAGAGGGCGGAGCGUAACAAGGCGAUGCCCUGGAGCAUCUUGAAGGCGAAGCUGUUCCACAACUGCGAGGAGGCAGCCAUCGCGGCGCUCGAGGAGGGCGACGUGGUGGCCGUCACCAACCCGAAGGACCCUGACGGCAAGCCCUGGUACAGGUACGACGACAUCAUCGUGGAGCACGGCAAGGACAUGCGCCGCUCCCGCGGCUUGACGGUAGCAGGCAACGUGUCUGGCGACGUAUCGGGGUUCCUGCUCAAUAUGGAGAGCUUCUUCGAGAGCAUCGAGGACGGCUACGACCUGAGCAUCGCUGACCCACACGUCUCGAAGAAGACCGCCGCCAUCACCGACUGCUUGCCUGGCGCCGACGACGACCCAAUGACCACAGCGCUCAAGAAGGUGAAGAUCGCAUCGGGCAACCUGUCGAAGCUCCGCCUCAAGGUCCUCGAGUGCACGGGCAGCACGCACGGCAGCAAGCACGACGCAUUCGUCAAGGCGCACUUGAGCGACAAGGAGUCUGUGAUUCAGGCAAUCCUGGCGAAGUACGACACCCUCCUGCGCACCAAGUCCCUUCCAGGGGCCACAUCGGCCACGACGCCUGCCCUGAUCAAGCAGGCCAUCGCGAUCGACAGCAAACUGUGCCAGCAGAUCGCGAGUGCGAUCCAGGUGGCCAAGACGAUGGAGGAGUAGGCUAUUUGGGGAUGGCGGCUCUUUCUCGUUCGACCGACGUGCCAGUCGAAACUGAGCGCGAUCCGA
Prorocentrum cordatum is the source of this 1101-nucleotide messenger RNA. The record is from the annotation of a GenBank genome assembly. NCBI's taxonomy places the organism in Eukaryota, Dinophyceae, Prorocentrales, Prorocentraceae.